This is a messenger RNA of Chaetomium strumarium, 1008 nucleotides long. RefSeq lists its product as uncharacterized. Bases 1 to 1008 code for a protein of 335 amino acids. The transcript is spliced from 3 exons. NCBI's taxonomy places the organism in Eukaryota, Fungi, Ascomycota, Sordariomycetes, Sordariales, Chaetomiaceae. The record is from RefSeq and is a predicted model, not a curated record.
AUGAGCCCUAAGGAGGAAGCGUCGUUUUAUCUCUACAGUAUCGGGUACUCGCCAGCCCUGAUCACGCUAGGCACUCUGGUGUACCGCAACUACGCGAAUCCAGACCACCGCUGUGUCUCACUCUCCGGCAUUGAUGAAAAUGAGCUAGUCAUGCAGAACCUCGUCUCUAUCACAGAGAUCGAUGGCUGCUGCUGGGCGAGCGCGAAGUCCUCCACAUACGGCUUCGGUCUGCGCCCCCUGGAUUUAGCGUCGGUCACUUCCAAAUAUGCAACGUCGCUGCAAAAGAUGGUUGUUGCUGAGGCAGGGCGCCGCGUGACGCUCAAUCACCCGGUCAGGUUUUUCGAAACCAAGGUCCUGCAGCACCCCGACAUUCGGAGGGAAUUGGCCAUCUGGCUCACGGCCGCAAAGAGCUCCUAUUUGCUUCGGAAGGCCACAUUCCAAAAACCAAAGGUGUACUGCGUUACCGGGCUGUUCGAGCUGCGCGGAGUCCGAGCUCGGGUGGGCUCCAGCAGCGACAUCAACCUGGACCUUGGCGUGAGCGCCGAGAUGGUCGGAGCACCAACCGGCAUACCCAUCGGGCUGGAGAUAGGCCCCUUUUCCAACAACAAGUACCUGAUGGCGUCGGUCGCGAUGCGGAAACCGGCAAUCUGGGCCGCUCGGUUCCAUCGACUCGACGUCGAAUACAUACGCGGUGAUCUCGAGGCCGAGCUUAAGCCCGGCCUACCAACUACCAUAAGACUGAGGCCUGACGUGACCGAUCCUGGCCGCGGCCUCAUGGGAGACACAGGCGAAGAAGACGAGGAAUUAUAUGGCGAGGCCCAGGUGCUAGUUGGGUCUAACGUACAGUUGACGACGGGGGCGAGAAUGCGUAUGAAUGACGCGGUGGAAGAGAUGAGCGAGGAUUACUGCGAGGAAGACGAGUACAGCAAGGCAUUUGCUGUGGCCAAACAUAGGAUUGACGAGGAUGCAGCGGCGAGUGAUGAAGACGAUAUGAAUGAGGACGUGUAA